Molecule: messenger RNA, 10982 nt
Organism: Mirounga angustirostris (Northern elephant seal)
Lineage: Eukaryota; Metazoa; Chordata; Mammalia; Carnivora; Phocidae
Product: F-box/WD repeat-containing protein 12-like
Exons: 10
Coding region: 55-1479 (474 amino acids)
Molecular function (GO): protein binding
Source: RefSeq, a predicted model, not a curated record
UUGGCCGAGAGGCGCGGAAGCGUGUGGAGGGACGGGCCGGGGCGGCGGCGCGAGAUGGAGCCGCAGCUUGGGCUCCACGAGUUGCUGCACGUUUUCUCCUUCCUGGAGGCCCGGGACCUGCUCUGCGCCGCCCAGGUGGACAAGGUCUGGAAUGAAGUUUCAAGGACCAAGGAACUGUGGAGGCAGCUGUGUCUGAGACGCUGGUCAUCAUGUAAAGCCUCCCAGAUGACCUUGGGCACACAAACAUGGAAACAGUACUAUCUCUGCCGAUCUGAGCUGGAGUUCCGAAUGGAAUCUGGGCGGCCAGAGAAGGACUUCAUCUGCAAAGCCAUUGCUGGGCACAAAGGAGGCAUAGAUGAGCUGGCCUACAUCUCAACCAACGAGUGCCGGUUUGAUGGGCGGGAGAAGUCGGUGGUGUGCACCGUGUCCUCGGACAGCACAGUGCGUGCCUGGGAUGUGCAGGAGGGCACAGAGAUCUGGUCAAGCCCCCUGCAGCCCGCUGCUCUGGUGAACUUGGUGACCUACCCUCGGCUGCAGCUGGUCGUCACCGUGGACAAGCUGGGCCUGAUCAAGGUGUGGAAAGCGGAGAAUGGGAGGGAGUGGGCCUCCUUCUCCCUGCCUACAUACUCAUCUGCGUUGCAGGCCUGUGACCAUCCAGAGGGCCCCUUCCUGCUGGUGGCCUCUGUCGAGGGCAUCCUGUAUGCGCUGAGCAUGCCCCAGCUGCAGCUGCUCUCCAGGACCAGUGUGUUUCCGAGCAGCCCCACCAGUCUCCUCUGCUCUCCUGACUGCCAGUGGGUGUUUGCUUCGACCCAGGACUCAGACUUGGGCCCAAAGGUGUUCCACACUCGCUCCCUGCUCUGUCUGGUGGAGGAUGAGCCUCCUGUCUCCACCACUCUCCCCAUCUGGCUGACUUCCAGAGCCUGCUGGGCCCCUGACGAGACAGCCAGGCUGAUGGUGAUGCACAGAAACAAUGAUAGCAGGCAGCUGGCCAUCAGCACCUACGAGCUGGGGGCCAAGCAGUCCCAGGAAGGAGUGGACGUUGUGGUACAACAGAUUGCAAGUUUCCUCCUGCCAGACACCAUGACACCUCCUCACCUCAUGAAAGGCCAUGGCUCUCAGUUGAUCCUGCUGGUGUCGGGGUCGGAGCUGGUGCUCUUCACCAUCCAGGGCCUGCAGCUGGCAGCCUUCCAGGACCACCAGAAGCCCGUCACAUCCCUGUGGGUGGACCAGAGCCGAGUCCUCACUGCUUCCUUCGACCUCUCCCUGCGGGUCUACGUGUGGAAUAAGGAAAAUAAGUUUCCCGUCCUCAAGAGCUGCUAUCACCUGCUCGGGGGCUCCCACAGAUGGGCCAGUGGAUUCACCCAUGUGGAAAGUGACAGUAUGAGCAUUGUAGGUGUGGAAGCCAGGAGCAUCGGGACGAGUAUCCUGAGGUCAUAUUGCUUCAACAUGCAGCAUGGCUCAGAUGAUUGUGUCAAUUGAAGAUAAUCUCAUUUUGGUGAAAAGCUUGUCUACAUACAAACUAAAUGAUUAUUUUAUCAACACUGGCAAAGGAAUGAGCAAUUCUCAAAUGCCUCUUAUGGGCCAGGCACUGUGUUAUGUGACUUUCUUUUUAAAUCCUCGCAACAAGUCAAUGAAGGACAUAUGAUGUCUCUAUUUUUCAGACAAGGAGCAUGACCAGUAACAGAGACCCAUUAUUGGCCUCUUGUCUGGCUGCCAUGCCACCUGCCCAAGCUUAUUCAGACAGUAAGUGGGAGAGAGGAGUGGAUGUAAGAAGGUCCAUGUUCGAGGUACUAGACUUGUAUCCUGAUUGUUUUGUUGUUCAGAUAUGUAGUGAAGUAAGGAAAUGUCCUAUUCUGUUACAUGCUUUAGACACGCAUUAAUAAAUAGUUGUGUGGUGCCACACUGCAGAACUGUAGGGACACCAUUUUGUACUCUGUGCAAGUGGCAUCCCCGGAGUUGGUCCACAGAGAGGCCCCGGCUGCUUUGGUGGGCAUAUCAUUAGAGUUCUCAACUGCAAGCAACAGGAUAGAAAGCUAACACCAAGAAAGGAAUUUACUGGAAGGAAAUAGAGCAGUGCACCAGGUCAGUGGGAAGGCUGGAGGAACAGAUGUGGAACCACAGGAAGCAGAGCAGCGGGCAGCAGCCAGGGCCCGUUCCAGCAAGGUCUUGCCUGCCGUCAUUCUCCCCGAGUGCUCCCAUGGUGCUGCCGCUGUCUGAAAACGUCCCAGCUGCCCCGAUGCUCAAAACACCAGGAUGUGUGUGUGACUUUCUGACUUCACCACAUGCCCACACCACCUGGGCCAGGAUGGGAGAGAGCGACCCCUUCAGCUUCAGUUGAGAGGCUCCCAGUCGACUUGCACUGUGAAAAAUUCUUCAAAAAUAAGAAGCAUUCUUGAGAAACAGACAAUGAGGAUGAGAAACUCUUUACUACAACCUGUGGCUUCAGCUGUCCAGUACCACAGCCCCUUCUUCCUGAUACUUUAUACCCAACAGAGCACCUGUGCCCCACAUAGACAAACCCAGAUACAGCCAUUUCCUCAAAAGGAAAAAAUCUAUAGCCUACCCCGCCCUUUAAAAAUCUAAGAUAAGGUUUAUUUUGGGAUAAUUUUAGGUUUACAGAAAAGUGGCAAAGGCAGUGCCGCAGAUUCCAUAUACCUUUUGCCCAGCCUCCCCUGGUGUGAAUAGCUUACUUACAUAACAUAAGAUAUUUGGAAACCCAAGGUCUUUGUCACCUUGAAGUCAGAACUCUGUUAAUCCUAUUACAGUCCUAUCUGGUACUCAGUGGUCCUAGUGCAUCCUGCAUACAGCCAUGGGGGAAAGGGAGAGGAGACAAGAAAUUAGCUAAAAUAAACACACGUGACACGGCAAGAAAGGAAAUAGCUGUUUGAGAAGAUGAAGGGGAAGUUCAGGUAAGUUGAGAUACAGGAGUUUUUGGUGAAGACACAUGGAAAGAGUCUGGAGUGUUGGCAAAAGGGGAGGUCAGAUAAGGGAAUGGUGAGUGUAUGGGCCACCUGAGAGGCGUGGACAUGUGGUGCCUGGGAAAGCAGUGUGGUCAGUUCUUAGGGAAGGCAGCCAGCCAGAGCCUGGCAUGUGCUGGCUGCAGCAUUAGAGUGGUGUCAUGUCUGGCUAUGGUGGCCCUGCCCAAGGAGAGCUCUGUGGACCCCUGCUUUGGGUGUGAUGUGGGAAGCUUGGGAGGGAGUCAUAAUGGGAGCAUAGGAAGCUCUUGUGGAAGGUGUGUGUGUUGAGUCUGGCAGACAGGCUCCUCAUGGGAAAGCAAGGUCUGUGAGGUGUGAUACCAUGACCUGGGGGAAACACAAAGGACUCACGUCCUCUAAAUCCAAGUUCUGAGGCGUCUUUCUCAUAUGGCAAGGACUGCUGCUGCUGAGGGAGCACGAAGGCCUCAGUGGCACCUCUGAUUCCUGCCAGCAGGCAGAUCUCAGCCUUCCUCUGAGCCUCUUACUCCAGGUGCAGGCCAAGAUACUCUGUAUUAAGUAGAAAUAGAACACAUUGAAGAAUUUUCCCUAGUACUUGGCCACAAGUGAAGUCUUAACAAAUUCCAAAAUACUAAUUGCUAACUAUAAAAUUCCUUUUUGAAAAGAUAGUCACGCCAAAUACACACACACACCAUUAAAAUUCACUUUUAAAUAGAAAAUCUAAGCAGAAAUGAUGAAAUAUCAAAAUAAUAGAAGAUAAUUUUCUUAACUGGAUAAAAGGAAUAUGAAAGACUGCAAACAUGCUUAAUGAUAGGUAAUCACAAACAUUUCUACUGAUGUUAGAAACAAGGUAAGUACGACAUUGAUCACCACCAUGAUGAGUAUUGCCCUGGGUGUACUACUAAAUGUAAUACUUUUUUAAAUUCUAAAAAAAAGAUUAGAAAUGGGUAUGUGUGCUAUAAUUUCUAAAUAGUACUAUCUCCUUUAGAAACUUAAGAAAAUCAUUAGAGUUAGCAAAUCAGCAUGAUUGGUGAAUAGGUUAUCUACAUAUGGAAAUUAGUGUAACAAAAAUUAGAAAAUAUGAUAGGAAAAUUAUCCCAUCCACAAUAACACCAGAAACUAUAAUAUCUUGGGAUCUAAAAAGAAAAAAAAAAAACUUUAUGAAGAAAAAACACAGCUUUUCUAAAGGAAGAAUAGAGAUAACCCAUGUUCACGGAUAGAAGAAUUACUACUUGAAAGAGACCAUAUAGUGAAAGCAAUACCGAUAAAAUUGCUACCAUUUUAAAAAUAGAAUGUAAAAAGAUGAUUAUUGGAUGUAUAUGGAGCUAUAAAAGGACAAGAGUAGUCCAGACAGUCUUGCAGAAACAAAAGAGCAAAGGAAGGGGUAGACCUGCCCUGUGAAUUAUGAAGACAAAAUUAAACUUUGUCAUUGAGGCAAGUGGUAUCAGUGUGUGAGUAGAUAAUAGAGGAUCAAGAAACAGACCAAGGUAUGUUUGGAAAUUGGGUAUACAAUAUAAGUGACAUUUCAAGUCAGAAUGUGAUCUUGGAAGGACUGGCUAUCCAAAUGGAAUAAAAUCAGAUUCCUUCCUCAUACCAUGCACAAAAAUAAGUUUUUUUUAUGUGUAAAGGAUCUAAACAGCAUUUUUAAUUAUAGGGGAAAAAUUAGAAAAGAGAAGGCUUUUAAAGCAUGAUUAAAUAGUACAAAAGCAAAACCCACAGCGAAGUUAUCUAUAUCAAAAUUUAAAUCUUUUGUACAAGUGACACCAUAACCAAAAUUAAGACAUGCCAUUGACAGCAACUGCCAAAUUGAACUAAGAGGAAAUGUAAUUUACAGAAGAAACCAAACCCUAAAGUACAGGAGAAAUUCUCAAAAUCAUUAGUAAUCACAGCCGAAUAAAACAAUAAUGACCUAUCACUUUGUACUAUUAGGCUGUCAAAAAAAAAAAAAAGUAGAAAGCUGGAUGAUGCUGAGUGUUUGCAGACACAUGGACACAGGACCCAGUGAUGGAGACGGCCUCAGUCCUGUUCACAUCUGAAUGUCUGGCCAAUCCAAGGUAUGUGUUUCAGUAGUGCAGGUUCAGGGUAGCUGUCUCAGCUCCCUACCAGGCCUCCCCUCCCCCCAUUCCCCUGUUCUGGUCUGCACCAGGCUGCCUUCUCAUUCCCUGCACCUGGCAGGAGGGGCAGGUUUAGAUGCUAAUCUCCUUUGCUCUGAGAGUGUAGCUCUUUGAGGUCCUAGCUCAGUGUGGGGCUCAGUCCUGUGCACCUCUGGUAUGUACCAUCCAGCGCCUAGUGGCUGACAGCCAGCUCAAAUGCUCUGCAGUGCGUGCCUCAGUCAGCUCCAAGUGCAGGGCAGCCUGGUGCAGAUGGGGUGCCAACCGCAGGAGAGAGGGAACUGGUUGAGGGAGUUGGAGGUGUAUAAGUUUUGCGUCCCAGGUCAGUCCACCCUUUGCACGACUCCCUCCCAUUGUGUACAUUUCUCAGACUACAUUGUGGAGCUUACCAUCUCCGAGCCGCCUCCUGCUAAGAACAAAGGCAUCCUUACUCUGCAAAUGUGACCAGAUUCCCAGAGUUGAUGAUGACCUGUUCUGGAUGCCUAUGGCAAGAGCACUAGUGAAAUGAGCAAGAGUCCCUCUGCUGGAUUCCCUUUAAGCAGCAUUUUGGGCUAUCUGGGUUGCUUAUUUGGUGGGGUGACCCAGAUCUUCGUCCCCAAGGUGAUGGUUGUGGUGGUUUCCCUUGCUCAUUGAGUCAUUGCUGCUAAGUCACUGCUAAGAGAUACCCAGUUACUUACCUAGGUUGUAGACACACACCACUCUACUCGAUUAUCUACUAGCAACCUUAGUCCCUGAUGUUUGUCAGUUACAAUCCCAGUUUUUGCCUGUUGGGCCACUGGCCAAGAACAAAAAAGAGUCAGAUGGUAGUCAUAGCUUCCCCUUAAAAGGAAUGCUUGCUGUGACCCUGAAAGAAUUGUCUCCACUCCUAUCUCCAGGAGCUAGGACCUAUCUAUAAUCCCUGAGAGCCCAAGGUUGUAUGAAUAGGAAACAAAAUAUGCAGGGUUGCUGGCUGUCGUAAUAGAUGGGGCCACUCCCACACCCGUUGGGUCUCAGACUCCUGGGUGGAAGGGCACAUCCUGGGUGGAAGAUGGUAUCCAGGCCAUAUUAAGUAUUGACCCCUGGCCAGCACCUUAGUGGAACUGUCAGUAGUCCGUGUCACCAUCAUAUCAGGCCAGUCAAUCCUGGAUGAUGGGUAUGGGACAAGACCAGUGCAUUCCAUAGUCAUGAGCUCAUGGUCACACCUCUGGUGUGAAAUGGGUCCUUCGUUCUGAGGCAGUACCGUGGGAUAUCACAGGUAAGGCAUUCUCUAAGUCUUUGGGUGAUGGUGUUGGCAGAAGCAUAGGCAGGUGUCAUAAGGACAAAAUACUGACCCAGGAUUAAUGGUGCCAAGUUGAUAGCAUCAGUCUGCUAUCCAUUAGACAGGCCUUCAGCUAUGGUGGUAAGGUGCGUCUUGAUAUAGGAAGUCCUUGCCAUUGGGCCUGUGCUUAGCUCUUCUCCCUGACACUGUUCAUAUGAGGGCCUUUGCACAAGGACCAGAUGGGUGAGAAGAGUCUGCCUGGCAGCCAGAGGAUGGUCAUCUUGUUACCGUAUUGUUGAGAGACUUCCCUGUAGUACGUGGUUUCUGGUGGGCUUUCAGGUAAGACACAAAGAUGUCAUGCUGUUUGCCCUCCUCCAACUUCCUCGGACUUCCAGUUUGACCUUUCUAGGGCCCUAACCAGGCAAGCCAUCUGCCACUGUCAAAAGUCCAUGUAUCUCUGUACCUUCAGUCAUUUUCUUUCUUAGAAAUGACUGAGCCACUCUCAGCUUGGUACAUUUGAAGGACUUCCUUUCAAAUGUCUUCCAAGGACAUCCCAAGUGGUGCUAUGAGGAGGCAACAUGCAGCAGCAGGCCGUUUCUGCCAACAUGACAAGCCAGCCUGGUUGUGAUUCACUCUGAGUCCUUUUCUUGUGCCGGUUAGUCGUAGGAACCCCCCAUGAAGCAUGGGUGCUGUCGAGGGGAGAGGCAGCACAGGUAGGAGUCUGGGUCACAUGUUCUGUGAUUCACUUGGGCCUUAUGGCCACGCUUGGGUCCAGUCCCAAACAGGCCAGUACCAUUGCACAAUAGCUCAGUGCUGUGCACACCGAAUUCUAUGAUGGGUGGAUCAGAUCCCAUCUAGUUUAUGAUGGGAAACUGAUCAAUUCUCACUUUGUGUCCUGCUGUUGGGUGAUCUCUUGCUACCAGGGCACAGGAGCUGCUCUUCACGUGACUGGUUCUCAUCCCUAGAAGGCACCGAUUUACUCUAGAAUCCUACCCUUCUGUUCUGUCCCUGGUGUUGGAGCUUUCCAGAUUCCAGACAACAUCCUAACCAAUCACAGAUCUUGCUAGCACCUUCUGACCUGCUGAGUUCUAGGAUCAAGAAGGAGGGUGGGGCACCUGGGUGGCUCAAGUCGUUCAGCAUCUGCCUUUGGCUUAGGUCAUGAUCCCAGGGUCCUGGGAUCGAGCCCCACAUCGGGCUCCCUGCUCGGCGGGCUCCCUGCUUCUCCCUCUCCCACUCCCCCUGCUUGUGUUCCCUCUCUCGCUGUCUCUCUGUCAAAUAAAUAAAAUCUUAAAAACAAACAAAAAAACAUCUUGUGCCACAGCUAGGAUCUGCUGGAGAGCCUACUCUGGCUCUGGGCCCCUGAGAAUUUGGCAGCCUCUGGGGUCGCCCAAUAAAUGAGUCAGAGGAGUAUUCCCAACUUUGGUACUUGUUGCGUCCAAAUUCAAAUUCCAAAGAGACCCACAAAAUGUUAUUUUCAUUGUUUUUGUUUAAGUGGGGGGAGACUUGAAGUGCCGCAGCUUGUCCUUCACCUGAGAAGAAACAUCUUGACAUGCCCUUGACCUUCCCAGUGCACAUUUACCCUGACAAAUGGCCACAGGGUUUGUCUACAUACCUUCCCAGUAUGUAGACAUCACGUCUACAACUCCUUUGAGAAAUGACUGAAGGAAUAUUUACUGUGUACAUUUGCGAUGGGAGUUACAGGAAUGUUACUGAAGGGGAACUGACCUUCCUUUCAUUGAGUGUGCUCUGGGUCUACAUUUAGAGCUGGGAACUGGGUGUGGGGUCCCAAUGUUCCAUCCAGGUGGAAGGCAACUAGUUCAUUAUUCUUUUUUUUCCCCCUCUUUAUAUAAAUAAACUAGCAUCCUAGGGAAUUGUGGUGUAACAGCCACUGCCUCAGAUCCCUGCAGGUCAAACCAUCUUGAUUGCCAUUCUGACUCUGCCCGUCCUUAGUCUGCUGGGGUGGCCUUGGAUAUUUUUACUCAAGUAAAAAUCGUGAAUCAAAGGUGAGUGCCCCAUGUAAAUAAAGAUCUCUCUGGUCUUAUAUUCUCCCUUCCCUCAUCGAACACCAAGAUCCACUUUUACGCACACUCCCCAGGCUCUAUUAUUAGGUCCUGUAAUUCCUUUGUUAUGUAGGCACUUUUUCCUCAAAGCAGGGUUUGUAUUUCUCUCUCCAGGCUCUGCUGGUACCUGACUCUUGAUAUCAACCUAGAGGCAAUGAGGAGUAGGGGGUAGGUCCUGAGGAGGCCAAACAUCAUCAUUCAAGGCAUCCACCUCAGGUGAGGCUAACAUGGAAGGGGCUGUUUCUGCCACCAGGAAGGAUUCAGAGAAAUGGGUGUGUAUGUCACGAUUCUCAGAUUGUCCACCAAAAUAUCCCAACCCAUAUAUUAGAGUAUUACUCAUCCUGCAUUUGGGCCUGAUUUUCACAUAAGACAUGCUGAGGCUGUACAUGCAGACUCCUUUGCAUUCUGCCCUGUGCUGACAGAAAAGAUUCUCUGGUCUUCAGAUUUUUUCUGAAGUUGGAGGAUGACUAUCAUUUACUUAUUGUAAACUGACAUGCUGUUGAAUUUCAUCCAAGUGCUAGAGGGGAAACUAAUUUGGGUAGGUCACUGAAAGAGAAACAAGAGUACUGGAGAAUCUAAGAAAGUACACAGUUUCCUUCCCAGUAUGGACAUCACGUCUACAACUACAGAAGAUAUUUUCUUUGCAAGUACACAGAGAACAUUUUAAAAGAAAACAUAUAUACUGGGAAGUAAAUCAAGUCUCAAUAAAUGUUAAUAUUAUUAAAAGUAUGUUAUCUGGCCACGUAAAAUUAUUUUAGAAAUAAAUGACAAAAAUAUCAGAAAUUUUCGUGUAUUGAAGUUUUAAAAAUCUAUUUUCUAUUUUUUUCCUUUUAUUUAAAUUCAAUUAGCCAACAUAAGGUACAUAAUUAGUUUUUGGUGUAGUGUUCAAUGAUUCACCUAGUGCUCAUGACAUCACACGCCCUCCUUAAUGCCCAUCAUCCCCCAACCCAGCUCCUUUUCCACAACCAUCAGUUUGUUUCCCAGAGUCAAGAGUGUCAUGGUUUUUCUCCCUCUCUGAUUUCUUCCCAUUCAGUUUUCCCUCCCUUCCCCUAUGAUCCUCUGCACUAUUUCUUAUAUUCCACAUAGGAGUGAAACCAUAUGAUAAUUGUGUUUCUAUGAUUGACUUAUUUCACUUAGCAUAAUACCCUCCAGUUCCAUCCAUGUCAAUGUAAUGGUAGGUAUUCGUUUUCUGAUGGCUGAGCAAUAUUCCAUUGUAUAUAUGAACCAUGUCUUCUUUCUUCAUCUGUCGAAGGGCAUCUCGGCUCCUUCCACUGUGGACAUUGCUGCUAUGAACAUUGGAGUGCAGGUGCCCCUUCAUUUCACUACAUCUGUAUCUUUGGGGUAAAUACCCAGUAGUGCAAUUGCUGUGUCAUAGGGUAGCUCCAUUUUUAAUGUCUUGAGGAACCUCCAUACUGUUUUCCAGAGUGGCUGUACCAGCUUGCAUUCCCACCAACAGUGUAAGAGGGUUCCCCUUUCUCUGAAUCCUCACUAACAUUUGCUGUUCCCUGUCUUGUUAAAUUUAGUCAUUCUGACUGGUGUGAGGUAGUAUCUCAUUGUGGUUUUGAUUUGUAUUUCCCUGAUGACAAGUGAUGUGGGGCUUUUUUUCAUGUGUCUGUUGGCAAUUUGUAUGUCUUCUUUGGAGAAGUGUCUGUUUAUGACUUCUGCCCAUUUCUUGACUGGGUUAUUUGUUUUAUGGGUGUUGAGUUUGAUAAAUUAUUUAUAGAUCUUGGAUACCAGCCCUUUAUCUGAUAGAUACUGUGUCUUGCAGGAAGUUGCUGCGACUGAGGUUGAAGACCUUACUGCCUGUGUUCUCCUCUAGGAUUUUGAUGGAUUCCUGUCUCAGACUUAGGUCUUUCAUCCAUUUUGAGUUCAUCUUUGUGUGUGGUAUAAGGAAAACGUCCAGUUUCAUUCUUCUACAUGUGGCUGUCCAAUUUUCCCAGCACCAUUUAUUGAAGAGACUGUCUUUUUUCCGUUAGAUAUUCUUUCCUGCUUUGUCAAAGAUUAGUUUACCAUAGAGUUGAGGGUCCAUUUCUGGGCUCUCUAUUCUGUUCCAUUGAUCUCUGUGUGUCUGUUUUUGUGCCAGUAACAUACUAUCUUGAUGAUUACAGCUUUGCAAAAUAGCUUGAAGUCUGGCAUUGUGUUGCCACCAGCUUUGGUUUUCUUUUUCAACAUUCCUCUGGCUAUUUGGGGUCUUUUCUGGUUCCAUACAAAUUUCAGUAUUAUUUGUUCCAGGUCUGUGAAAACUGUCGAUGGUAUUUUGAUAGGGAUUGCACUGAAUGUGUAGACUGUUCUGGGUAGCAUAGAAAUUUUAACAACGUUUAUUCUUCCAAUCCAUGAACAUGGAAUGUUUUUCCAUCUCUUAAUGUCUUCCUCAAUUUCUUUCAUAAGUGUUCUGUGGUUUUUAGAGUACGGAUCCUUCACCUCUUUGGUUAGGUUUAUUCCUAGGUAUCUUACGGUUUUUGGUGCAAUUGUAAAUGGAAUCGAUUCCUUAAUUUCUCUUCUUUUGUCUCAUUGUUAGUAUAUAGAAAUGCAACUGAUUUCUCUGCAUUGAUGUUGUAUCCUACCACAUCGCUGAACUGCUGUAAGAGUUCUAGCAAUUUUGGGGUAGAGUCUUCCGGGUUUUACACAUAGAGUAUCACAU